Messenger RNA from Nematolebias whitei (Rio pearlfish), 762 nucleotides. RefSeq names its product A disintegrin and metalloproteinase with thrombospondin motifs 3. Gene Ontology annotation, molecular function: metalloendopeptidase activity. The record is from RefSeq and is a predicted model, not a curated record. Gene Ontology annotation, cellular component: extracellular matrix. Gene Ontology annotation, biological process: extracellular matrix organization. NCBI's taxonomy places the organism in Eukaryota, Metazoa, Chordata, Actinopteri, Cyprinodontiformes, Rivulidae. The transcript has 5 exons. Bases 238 to 762 code for a protein of 174 amino acids.
CGUCUGCGACCCAACACCCGGCUAGUGGCACCUGGGGCGGUGGUGGAGUGGCACGAUGAGGUCCAAGGUUUUGGAAACAUCAGUGGGAAUAAUUCCAGUCCAGAAACCAACGUGACCGAUGGGAGUGAGGAGAUCCUGCGCCGAGAGCUGCUGAAGACGGACUGCACCUUUAUCGGGGACAUCACAGACGUGCCCGGGGCCUCGGUUGCCAUUAACAACUGUGACGGGCUGGCUGGGAUGAUCCGAACCAACUCGGAUGAGUACUUCAUCGAACCGCUGGAGAAAGGCACCCAGGAGCUGGAGGAGCAGGGCAGGGUCCACGUGGUGUACCGCAGGUCAGCUGUGCUGCAGACCCUCACCGACUCCUCUGUGGACUACCAGCGCCAAGAGCUGGAGGUUCCUGGGACUCUGGACUCAGUGACCCAGCAGGUGAACGAGACCGUCCAGCGGCGGCGCCGGGAUGCAGGCGAGAACAACUACAACAUAGAGAUCCUGCUGGGAGUGGACGACUCGGUGGUCCGGUUUCAUGGCAAGGAGCACGUACAGAACUACCUGCUCACCUUGAUGAACAUCUGCCUGCUGCCACCGUCUGGAACUGUCUUUGAGAUUAACUUCAGAAUCUCCAGCCACAACCAGGUCAUCUGCAUACAACGGUACGCUCCCGUCACCGGAAUGUGUCACCCGGUCCGCAGCUGCACCCUCAACCACGAAGACGGCUUCUCUUCUGCCUUUGUCGUGGCUCACGAGACCGGACAUGUGUAG